This is a messenger RNA of Dufourea novaeangliae, 1016 nucleotides long. RefSeq names its product superoxide dismutase [Cu-Zn] (gene Sod1). Bases 227 to 685 code for a protein of 152 amino acids. Gene Ontology annotation, biological process: removal of superoxide radicals. Lineage: Eukaryota; Metazoa; Arthropoda; Insecta; Hymenoptera; Halictidae. The transcript is spliced from 4 exons. The record is from RefSeq and is a predicted model, not a curated record. Gene Ontology annotation, molecular function: superoxide dismutase activity; copper ion binding.
AUGAUCCGUUAUUCCGUGGGUUCGUGUGAUGCGCCAUUCCUUCGAUUCAAGUAAGCAGUAAGGUCACUGUUUUAUCUGAUCAAGUGCUUCUUAUACGGUACGUCAACGUGUUUGUGCUAGUGAUUCAGCAAAACGAUAGUUACGUACUACAAGUCACCGGUAACUGUUUCAGGCGAGGUUCAUUCUAGUUUUGGUCGUUGUUCUGUUCAGUCUUAUAAUUCUGAAAAUGGUUAAAGCUGUGUGCGUUCUUCAGGGUGAAGCCAAAGGCACAUUGUAUUUCGAUCAACCGGAUAAUUCAAGUGCAGUGAAGGUCACCGGCCAAGUUAGCGGUUUACAAAAGGGUUUACACGGUUUUCAUAUCCAUGAAUUCGGUGAUAACACUAAUGGUUGCACAAGUGCAGGUGCUCAUUUUAAUCCAUUAGGAAAAGAACAUGGUGGACCAGACUCAGGUGUACGUCAUGUUGGAGACUUGGGAAAUGUUGAAGCAAAUGCUAAUGGUGUAGCUGAUGUUAACAUUACAGACAAGAUGAUUCAGCUUCAAGGGUCAAACAGCAUAAUUGGCAGAACUCUUGUAGUUCAUGCUGACCCAGAUGAUCUUGGCAAAGGUAGUCAUGAAUUAUCAAAAACUACAGGAAAUGCUGGUGCCCGCCUUGCUUGUGGUGUUGUUGGCAUUGCAAAAGUUUAAAUCUAUAUAUUCUUUUACAAUACAAAAAAUUAUAAAACAGAAUUAUAGCUUUAUUUGUUACAGUUACGGUAUGAGUUUUAAUAUCAUUCCUAAUUUCCUGUAAUAGGAAUAUGUUAUGUAUCGUAAAUUUUUGGUACACCAAUGUUGACUGCAAUAAAGUAUCUGCUGGAAUAUCUUUGUAAAUCAGCUACAUGUCAUUUCGAACAUGCUUAUUAAUAUAUAGUGUGUAUGUACUUUUGAAUUUAUAUUAAAAACCAGUUUUUAUGCAAUGUAAGAGAAGUUGUAUUGAAGAAAUAUAUAAUAUAUAUCUUUCGUACAAUUUUUUAAAAAA